This is a messenger RNA of Tetrahymena thermophila SB210, 972 nucleotides long. Its product is annotated as translation initiation factor eIF-5A family protein. The transcript is spliced from 11 exons. Gene Ontology annotation, molecular function: GTPase activator activity; small GTPase binding. NCBI's taxonomy places the organism in Eukaryota, Ciliophora, Oligohymenophorea, Hymenostomatida, Tetrahymenidae. Gene Ontology annotation, biological process: nucleocytoplasmic transport; activation of GTPase activity. Gene Ontology annotation, cellular component: nucleus; cytosol; perinuclear region of cytoplasm. The record is from RefSeq and is a predicted model, not a curated record.
AUGAAAUUGGAGAUAAAGGGGCUUAAAAUAUUGGAUUAGGUUUAAGGAAUUGCACUCAACUUAUAAAUUUAAAAUUUAUUAAAAAUCUCUAACUUUAAUUAUUUCAUUUAUAAAAGCGCAAAUUAAAUUGGGGAUGAUGGAGCUUCUACUAUUGGUACAGCACUUGGGAACUGCAAGUUCCUUACUAAUCUUGUUUUUGUUAUUUCGUAAAAUUAAAUUGGUGAUAGAGGAGCACAAAAUAUUGGAUUAGGUUUGAGUAACUGCACUCAACUUACAAAUUUAAAAUUUUGGAUAGACUCAAAUUAAAUUGGGGAUGAUGGAGCUUCUACUAUUGGUACAGCACUUGGGAACUGCAAGUUCCUUACAAAUCUUGGUUUUGUUAUUUCGGAAAAUUAAAUUGGUGAUAGAGGAGCACAAAAUAUUGGAUUAGGUUUGAGUAACUGCACUCAACUCACAAAUUUAAAAUUUUGGAUAGGCUAAAAUUAAAUUGGGGAUGAUGGAGCUUCUACUAUUGGUACAGCACUUGGGAACUGCAAGUUCCUUACUAAUCUUGUUUUUGAUAUUUCGGAAAAUUAAAUUGGUGAUAGAGGAGCACAAAAUAUUGGAUUUGGUUUGAGUAACUGUACUCAACUCACAAAUUUAGAAUUUUUGAUAGGCUCAAAUUAAAUUGGGGAUGAUGGAGCUUCUACUAUUGGUACAGCACUUGGGAACUGCAAGUUCCUUACUAAUCUUGUUUUUGAUAUUUAGGAAAAUGAAAUUGGUGAUAGAGGAACAUAAAAUAUUGGAUUAGGUUUGAGUAAAUGCUCUUAACUUACAAAUUUAAGUUUUAUAUCAGAUAAUGAUGAUAUAUUUCUAAAAUCAAGUGAAAUCAUUAACUGUAAAAACAUAAAGUUAUUAAAAAUAGGAUAUUUCAAAAGAUUGGCUUAAAAAAUAAAAAGAUUAGUUAAAUUAAUUGUAGAAAAUGAAGAUUGA